Chaetura pelagica (chimney swift) is the source of this 1014-nucleotide messenger RNA. Its product is annotated as patatin-like phospholipase domain-containing protein 1. Lineage: Eukaryota; Metazoa; Chordata; Aves; Apodiformes; Apodidae. Gene Ontology annotation, molecular function: triacylglycerol lipase activity. The transcript has 7 exons. Gene Ontology annotation, cellular component: membrane; lipid droplet; cytoplasm. The record is from RefSeq and is a predicted model, not a curated record. The coding region runs from base 1 to 1014 and encodes 337 amino acids. Gene Ontology annotation, biological process: triglyceride catabolic process; lipid homeostasis.
AUGUAUGAAGCAGGAGUGGUCAAAGCCUUGAAGGAUUUGUCACCUGCCAUCCUGAAGUCUGCAGCCAGGAUCUAUGGAGCAUCUUCAGGAUCUAUUAUAGCUACACUUGCCGUGUGUGAGUGUGAUACAGAUGAGGUGAAGAAGUACUUCUACAGUGCUUUGCCCAGGAGUUUCUGGGGGUUUGUUCCUGGAGGAAGAAUGAUUCAAUUCCUGAAGGACACCUUAGAGAAAUACCUGCCUCCAAAUGCCCACCAGCUGGCAACUGGGAAGCUGCACAUCAUCCUCACCAGGCUGCGGGACUGGAGGUGCAUGGUGGUCUCAGAGUUUGCCUCCAGGGAGGAGCUCAUCCAGGCCAUCACCUGCAGCUGCUUCAUCCCUCUGUACUUUGGGUUGAUACCUCCUACGUUCCGUGGGGUGAGGUACGUGGAUGGGGAGCUGGCCAUGUGGCAGGCUGAUUUCUUGUCCCCAAGCACCAUCACCAUGUCCGGGCUGGCCGGCGAGUACGACAUCUGUCCCAGGGAGGGCCCAGCUGCCUUCAUCACCUUCCAGAUCUCAGAUUGCAUCUUGCUGAUCUCCAAGAGGAACUUCUGCCGCCUCCAGUGUCUCCUGUGCCUCCCCAAACACGAAGUUCUGGAGCAGAUGUAUCUCCAUGGCUACCAGGAUGGAGUCUCCUUCUUAAGAAGGCUGGGUAAAUUUGACAUCAAUUACGCUGAUGAGGACUUCAUGCUUUCGUUGGCCAAUGAAUUAUAUCAGAAAGGUGAAGAGACCCUAAAGUUGAAGCUAGAAGCAAGAGUGCUCCACUCCAGAUCCACAGACCCUGAGGAUGUCACUGCAGAGAACCCAGGGACCAUCUGGGCAGCAGAUGAAGAGGAAGCCCCACAACACCUUCUCCACCAGCAGAAAGGGCCCCUCCAGCCACAGAAGAGCAUCUUGGGGGCCAAAGGCAGCAGUGGGGUCACUUCAUGCUCUGAAGAGAGAACAACCAACCUGCAGCUAGACACCAAGAUGCACUGA